Molecule: messenger RNA, 1115 nt
Organism: Ipomoea nil (Japanese morning glory)
Lineage: Eukaryota; Viridiplantae; Streptophyta; Magnoliopsida; Solanales; Convolvulaceae
Product: mediator of RNA polymerase II transcription subunit 20a-like
Exons: 6
Coding region: 267-935 (222 amino acids)
Biological process (GO): regulation of transcription by RNA polymerase II
Cellular component (GO): mediator complex
Molecular function (GO): transcription coactivator activity
Source: RefSeq, a predicted model, not a curated record
CUCCCUAAUUUGUUACUCCCAAACCCUGUAAACUCAGGCCCCAGCCUCACCGUCGGCCGUCCGCCAUCUCUGCUUCGUCGCCGUCCGGCCAUCUCUGCUUCGUCCCCGUCCGCUCAUCUCUUCUUCGUGGCCACUCGCAUCCAUAUCCAGUGAAGACUGUGGAAACGAAGAUUUGCCGUGCUGCCUGCACAAAGAGACACAUAGGCUUCCAACAAAAAAAGAGCAGACAAUUCACGGAUCAAAGCUCGAGCUUUCUGAUAUCCAUUAUGCCAAUCAAAUGGGUUUUGCACUGGCAACCGAAUGCUGGCACAACAGUGAACACCCAAAUCCUGACUGAGGUUUCUCAAUGUGUUGAAGGCAUUAAUGGAGUCAAGGAAGGAAGGUGGAAAGCUACUCUCAGCUUCUACAAGCCAAUGCUCAAAGACAUAGCUAAUGCAAAUGAAUUUCCACGUGACUUUUGGGGGAUUUCACUUCAAGAGCAGCCUGACAAGUAUUACUUUGUCAUUAGAGGGCAACGGCUAGUUAUGGAAGCGGAGUCAUCAAUUCAGAACAUAAUGGAGAAGCUUCAGUCUUAUAAAACUAGGGUUGCACUUAAUUUUGAGGGGUUCCAAUACCAACUUGGUGACUUCCGACUGCAAGUGGGAAAAGUUGUCCCAAUCCACUCUGAGAACUUGAGGGGUAUAGUUAUGGAGAUGGAGUAUCUUCCCAUUUCUUCAUGGGAAACAUCACACCAAAUCAUGGGUGAGUUCUUUGAUAUCUGGAAGGAUGCUCUCUCGAAGAGAUCAUUACCAGGUCAUUUUAUGCACAUCGAACCAAACUUCACAGAGUUUGGCCUCCCCGAUCAGUAUACUUCUCAACACACAGCUGUUCAGUAUGCUUGUAUCAUGGCUCAAAUGAUAGCCACAGCUCAGUCAGCCGCCCAGAUGAGAAACUAGACAAGGCAAGAUCCUCAUUCCAUGUAGUCUUCUAGAUGCUUUGUUUGUACAAUUUGAGUAUGAACCUUCUUUUGCAUUUCAAUGGGGAUUCAAGCAUGGAAAUUAUCACUCUUUUGUAAAAGCCUGGUGUUGGUUUCAGAUCUUUCAUUUUUCAAGCUAGGAUCAUAGCUCUUUUUUGAA